GGAGUGUCCAUCCAAACAGACCCUAAAUUCAGCCUUCCAAACGUUAUCGUUUCUCGUCCAGAGCAUCGUUAUCCCAUUUUGGAUUUGGGAAUUGUGGAGCAGAAUGGAGCAGCCGAGAUGAGACAUGGCUACUGCCGUUUCAUGUCUCUCUCUAUUUCUCUCGCCGGCGCCACGGCCACUUAACCAGCACCGACUAUUCAUAUCAUACAACUCCCAUCUUUCGCUCAUCAUCCCUGCUCCUUCACUAUCUCAUCCCUUCGUUAAUAGGGAUUCGCAUUUUCGCCGGCAUGGAGGGCGGAUUGUCUCUUCUAUCCCUGUCUUGACCUCUGGAGCAGAAUCUGUCCAGAACUCCCAGGAAUUAGCUUCUACAGCCGGUGAUAGGGUCUCGUCCGUCAUUUCGGCUCUGCUUUUCGCUGCUUUCAUUGGCUUAUCCGUUCUCACUGUUGGGGUAAUCUAUUUAGCUGUAACAGAUUUCUUACGGAAGAGGGAGAGUGACAAGUUCGAAAAAGAAGAGGCUUCUAAGAAGAAAAGUAAGAGAAAGGGAAAGAUUGAAAAUAGAGCUAAAGCCGGACCUAGAGGUUUUGGCCAAAGAAUUGUUCAAGAAGAUGAUGAAGAGGAUUGACACAUAAAAUUUGAAAUCUUUUCACGUGCUAUUGUUGUGAAGCACUGUCUCAUUAUUAUUUACCAUUUCACUGGUAAUUCACAGGCACUUUAUUUGCAAUUAUUUACCAAUUUUAACUUCAGAUAUACUUAGACCUUAGUCAUCCUUGAUGGUUAAGGUAAACUUGGAUGAACUAAAACAUUACUCUCA
Cuscuta epithymum is the source of this 811-nucleotide messenger RNA. The record is from the annotation of a GenBank genome assembly. NCBI's taxonomy places the organism in Eukaryota, Viridiplantae, Streptophyta, Magnoliopsida, Solanales, Convolvulaceae.